Molecule: messenger RNA, 350 nt
Organism: Symbiodinium sp. CCMP2456
Lineage: Eukaryota; Dinophyceae; Suessiales; Symbiodiniaceae
Source: the annotation of a GenBank genome assembly
GAUUCUGACCUGGCCUUCCUCCACUACCAGGAGCGGAAACUGCGCCAGGCCCCGUACUCGUCGCAAGACUGGUCGAACUCCUACUUCAUGCCAGGCGAAAGCGACCGGAGCAUCAGCGCCUGGCGCGCGUGGCUGGCAAAGGAGGGCGCACGCUGUGUGGAUCCGGAGAACCAGCUGCCUCCAUCUCCGAUGUCCCGGGAGGAAUUGCUCAACCGCUGGGAGCAGCACUCUGCACAUUGCGUGCACUGCCGUGAGGCCUUCGAGUCCAUGGCGGUGUGGCAGCGCGGUUUCGGCCUCACUUUCGUGGCCGCCCUUGCGGCCGCGCAGACCUCGUUGCUGCCGACGAUGCC